UCAGUGAAGGAUAAAUAUAUCCUCCUCCUCCUCCUCUUCCUCCUCUUCCUUACGUUGUGUCCGCAACAUCUCGGCUGGCUGAGGCUGACUGAUCGCAGCGGCAGCCGCAAAGCCGCACAGGACGGAUGGAUUAGUCUCCUUGCUGUGGCUGCCACUCUCUGGACUUCUUUUCCUUUUUAUUUGCUGCUCCAACAAGUGUUCCAGCUUCCAGAUUCACCAUGGGGAUCAAGGCUGCUCUCCCCAGAUAUGAGCUCUUUCUCUACUCCGCUGUGCUUGGGGUGGCACUGAUAUGGGCUGGCAGUUGGAUAUCUGAAGCCUCAAGUGAAAAUGUGAACAAAAAGACCUUCAAAGAAAGUGUGAAACCAGGAUGGCAUUACUUUGGAAGGAAAAUGGAUGCAGCGGAUUUCGAGUGGAUGAUGUGGUUCUCCACGUUCCGGAAUCACAUCCUCUUUGCUCUCGUUGGUCAUGUGAUCUUUGCCAAGAUCUUUACAAUCAUCGCUCCAAAGCACAGAUCCCUGAUCUUUGGCAUGUACGGCGGCUUGGCGGUCCUGGUCACAAUGGGCUGGACCUUCAUGGCUCUGGUUCUGUCUCACUGCAUUAUACUCUACAGUGUUGCUCUGGUCAAGAAGAAAUGGAUGUGCUUCGCUGCAGGCUUGAGCACACUGGCCUCCAUUAAGCUGGAGCCAUAUAACAGCUGGCAGGAGGCGUUGGUGACUGGCUCUUUUGAUCUGCAAGAUGUCCUGUUUUAUGGAGGCUGUGGCUUCAGCAUCAUGCGCUGUAUGAGCUUUGCUUUAGAGAACUGUGAGAAGAAGGAUGGCAACUACACAUUCUGUGAUCUGCUAAAGUACAACUUCUACCUCCCAUUCUUCUUUUUUGGUCCAAUCAUGACUUUUGACCGCUACCAUGUCCAGGCAAACAACACUCAGCUUACUCGUAAGGAGAGGGAGAUGUGGAACAUCACCACCAAGGCUUUGCUACACCUGGGGGUCAUACUGGUGGUGGAUGUCUUCUUCCACUAUCUCUACAUCCUGACGAUUCCCAGUGACAUGAAGCUGGUCACCAAGCUGUCUGACUGGUGUCUGGCUGGAUUGGCCUAUUCCAACCUGGUGUACGACUGGGUGAAAGCAGCUGUGAUGUUUGGCGUUAUCAACACUGUGGCCACUCUAGACCACCUGGACCCCCCUCAGCCUCCCAAAUGUAUCACCAUGCUCUACGUCUUCGCCGAAACGCACUUUGACAGAGGCAUCAACGACUGGCUCUGCAAGUACGUCUAUGACUACAUCGGAUGCGAUCACGACAACAUCUUCAAAGAACUUCUCGCAACAAUCUGCACCUUUGCAGUCACCACCCUGUGGCUGGGGCCAUGUGAGCUGGUGUACAUUUGGUCGUUUUUCAACUGCUUUGGCCUCAACUUUGAGCUGUGGGUGGCCAAAUUCUUCUCCCUUCCACCAUUUUCUAUGAUAGAGGGAAGUAUGGGUGAAGCUAUGUCUCGCAGGAUUAGAGGAGUUUUCAAUGCCGCCAACUUCUGGGCCAUUGUUCUCUACAACGUUCUGUCUCUGAACAGUUUGGAGUUUGCUAAAACUGUGGGCAGAAGACUGAUUUUCAAAGGAUUUCCGCUGUCAACGCUGUCUGUGCUGUUUGUCACCUACUGUGGUGUGCAGCUGGUGAAGGAGAGAGAGCGGCAGCAAGCCCUGCAAGAGGAACCAGAGCCUGCGACGCCCGUGGAUGGUGCCAAGGAGAAGGCAGAAUAGUCAGGCAGGAAGAGAAAACAAGAGUUUUUCAGGCUUCUCGGUGUUACAGGGCCUUGUAUGAUUCCAUCCUCGGCUCUGACAACAGUGAUAGAACCAGAUGGGAUGCCCGCCAGCAUCUCUGCUGUUCCUUAACCGGCAUUUUAGCUUUUGCUGCCAGAAGAAAAAUGAUAUUUUAAUUAUCCCGAAGUGCACUUGCUGUUGAUAAUCAACACAUCCUGUGGUACAAAAAGUGCAUUUUGUAUUUCUAUUUAACAAAAAAGUGUAUAUUUUCUCUGGUUACAAGCCAGCAAAACUUUAUUCUAAAAUACAAAAACUUUCCUUUUGAAUGAUUGUCAACACAUUUAGUUUUAUCAUGUUUUAAUUAACCAUUUGUUGUAUUUAGUUUACCUUUAUUGUCACAAUUGUCAAAUCCACAGACAUAUAAAGCUUGAAAACAACUAACCCUUGUGCUAUCCUGGUCAAGAUGAACAUUGACAUGUUCUCCCUACCAUGACAAAGGUGGAUAAAGGUGGAAAGAUUUCACGUUAUCUAUGGACUCCAGUGAUGAUCACAAAUCAUUAUAAAAAAUAAAAGGUUUAGCGCACUGUCUUGUGCGUUUAGAUGACCCCACUCCCAAUGUUAAAGUCCCUAGGAUAGCACAAGGGCUAACAAACAGAAUGUAAUAAGAAAACCAAAGAAAAGGUGCUCAACAAGUGUCAAAACUGUAUGUUAACUUUGAGUAUGUGUUAUGUCAAGGUGUUAACGAACCGAGUGUACUUGAGUCCCUGUCCAGAAAGUCAUUGUUUUAUUCCAUAGGAAGCCAUUUCUAGGAUACUAACCUAUGUCUUUUGAUAAGAAAGGCAAAACUCCCUGGAGAGAAUGUGGGUCACCUUUGACCUGCUUGUCGUUCAAAGCUAGUCAUUGUCUUUAGUGUAGCAUGCAACAUAAUAAAGAUUCUAUUGUGUUUUACUCUAUUUUUUCCAUAAAGUUAUUUUAAUUUAAGACCUUUCGCUUGAAAUAAAGAUUUUUUUUUGUCUCGCAAAGCA
Messenger RNA from Oryzias latipes (Japanese medaka), 2776 nucleotides. It is a transcript of the gene hhatla, whose product is annotated as hedgehog acyltransferase like, a. Gene Ontology annotation, molecular function: acyltransferase activity. Gene Ontology annotation, biological process: negative regulation of N-terminal protein palmitoylation. The record is from RefSeq and is a predicted model, not a curated record. Lineage: Eukaryota; Metazoa; Chordata; Actinopteri; Beloniformes; Adrianichthyidae. Gene Ontology annotation, cellular component: endoplasmic reticulum.